This is a messenger RNA of Lolium perenne, 888 nucleotides long. RefSeq lists its product as uncharacterized. Gene Ontology annotation, molecular function: 2 iron, 2 sulfur cluster binding; electron transfer activity. NCBI's taxonomy places the organism in Eukaryota, Viridiplantae, Streptophyta, Magnoliopsida, Poales, Poaceae. Gene Ontology annotation, biological process: electron transport chain. The record is from RefSeq and is a predicted model, not a curated record.
UAGCUGCCGCCCCCUCGCGCCGUCACGGGCGGAGCAACCGAAGCAUCCGGAACACGCCGAGCGCGACCGUCGGAUCCGUACUCCAGCGUGCGCACGCUGAUCGGAGCCGUCGACGGGAGAUCCGACAGAGGUCCACGGCGGUGCCUGCCGCCUCGUGGCGUUACAGCUAAAACCGAAAGCUGUACAGCACGCUGCUUUCUUCUCCCCAAUCCGCAUCCCAGCUCCCCGUGACCGUUCCAUCUCCACGCUCCUCUUCCUCGCCUUCGUCGCCUCGGCCGUCUACUGGAUCACAAACAUCCAAGAUGGCAACUACUUUCACAACACCAGUUCUUUGCAACUUCAAGACCAACACGCGUCUGCAGCUGCCUACCCUGAACCAGAGCACGAGGCAACCACUGCAUUUGCGCCUGAGCCCUGCGAGGAUCACGCCUACAUUCCCAGGCUCCGGGGCUUCGUCGAGGGACUUCCGCGCCAUGGCCGUGUACAAGGUGAAGUUGAUCGGUCCGGACGGGAAGGAGAGCGUGAUCAACGUGUCAGAGGACAACUACAUCCUGGACGCGGCCGAGGAGGCCGGCCUGGACCUGCCCUACUCGUGCCGCGCCGGCGCAUGCUCCACCUGCGCCGGCAAGGUCCUGGAGGGCGGCGUGGACCAGUCGGACCAGUCGUUCCUCGACGAGGAGCAGGUCGGCGCCGGCUACGCUCUCACCUGCGUCGCCUACCCGACCUCCGACUGCGUCAUCCAGACGCACAAGGAGUCCGACCUGUACUAGCUAGCUAGCCAAUGAUAUUUUCAUCAAAUCUUGACGCUCUGAUAUGAUCUGCAAAUGUAGCUGUCGCUGAAUCUUAGCUCGAUUUUGUUCCCAGUUUUAUCGCUGUCUACUUUUAACC